UAGGUUGAGUGGUUUCCGGCGGCCUCGCGCUCUUUUCUUGAGGCGCUAGAGGCGGCGGAACGCUGCCGCUACUCGGGGGAGACACAGCUUUGCAUCAGGGUGCCAAAAUGCAGAGCAACAAAGGUUUUAACCUGGAUAAACAGAAUCAUACUCCAAGGAAGCAGCACCAGCACCAACACCAGCAUCAGCACCAGCAGCAGCAGCAGUCACAGCCUCAGCCGCAGCAGCAGCAGCCACCACCAAUACCUGCAAAUGGGCAGCAGGCCAACAGCCAGAAUGAAGGCCUGACUAUUGAUCUGAAGAAUUUUAGGAAGCCAGGGGAGAAGACCUUCACCCAGCGUAGCCGCCUCUUUGUGGGAAAUCUCCCUCCUGACAUCACCGAGGAGGAGAUGAGGAAGCUGUUUGAGAAAUAUGGCAAGGCAGGCGAGGUGUUCAUUCACAAGGACAAAGGCUUUGGCUUCAUCCGCCUGGAAACCCGCACUCUAGCUGAGAUUGCUAAAGUGGAGCUGGACAACAUGCCCUUACGUGGAAAGCAGUUGCGAGUGCGCUUUGCCUGCCAUAGCGCAUCCCUGACGGUUCGGAACCUGCCUCAGUUCGUGUCCAAUGAACUGUUGGAGGAGGCUUUCUCUGUCUUUGGCCAGGUGGAGAGGGCUGUAGUGAUUGUGGAUGAUCGAGGGAGGCCUUCAGGGAAAGGCAUUGUGGAAUUCUCAGGGAAGCCAGCUGCCCGGAAAGCUCUGGACAGAUGCAGUGAAGGGUCCUUCCUUCUGACCACAUUUCCUCGUCCAGUGACUGUGGAGCCGAUGGACCAGCUAGAUGAUGAAGAAGGGCUCCCGGAGAAGUUGGUCAUCAAGAACCAACAAUUCCACAAGGAGCGAGAGCAGCCACCUCGAUUUGCCCAGCCUGGCUCCUUUGAAUAUGAGUAUGCCAUGCGCUGGAAAGCACUGAUUGAGAUGGAGAAACAGCAGCAGGACCAAGUAGACCGAAAUAUCAAGGAAGCCAGAGAGAAACUGGAGAUGGAGAUGGAGGCUGCUCGCCAUGAGCACCAGGUCAUGUUGAUGAGACAGGAUUUGAUGAGACGCCAGGAAGAGCUUCGAAGGAUGGAGGAGCUGCAUAACCAAGAGGUGCAGAAACGCAAACAAAUGGAGCUCAGGCAGGAGGAGGAACGCAGGCGGCGUGAGGAGGAGAUGCGACGGCAGCAGGAAGAAAUGAUGCGACGGCAGCAGGAGGGCUUCAAAGGAAACUUCCCUGAUGCGAGAGAGCAGGAGAUGCGGAUGGGCCAGAUGGGUAUAGGAGGUGCUAUGGGCAUAAACAACAGAGGAUCCUUGGGAGGUGCUAAUGUACCAGCUGGUGCCCCAAGUGCUCCAGGGCCUGGUCCAAUGAUGCCAGAUGGAACCAUGGGAAUGACCCCACCACCCAGUGACCGCUUUGGCCAGGGUGGUACAAUGGAAGGACUUGGGGCAAUGGGUGGAAACCCUCCCGCAUUCAACCGAGGAACUCCUGGAGGGGACUUUGGCCCAAACAAACGUCGCAGAUACUAAUAGAGUCACAGUGUCGAGUUUCCCCGGACCCUUUUUGGACUAGCCAGGAUUCUACCUUAGAGGGGUGUUGGGGCUCCGCUCCUCCUGCUAGUUAGGCCUCCCACUUGAACUAUUCUAGGUAGGAAAUUUGCUGAGGGCAGAGAGGGGUUAGGGAGGGGCAUUAGCGAAGCAGUUCUAUGUGGCGCAUUCCUAAAACUUCAAUGUGAAGGCUAAGAAGGGGAUGGGGGAGGCCACGGCACAAGCAGACCCGGCUCUAUCCCUGGUUCCCUUGACCAUUCCACCUUUCUCCCCUCACUGGUCCCUCAGUAACUUAGACACGAUCCUUAACCCCGUUUCCUUUUUGGUUAGGCCCUCAGGUGUGUCCAUGAAAUUCAGGCAACAAUCUCAGUAGAAGGGCCUCUUCCCUCUUCCCACCCCAGUGUUCCUUUUUACAUCCCGAGAAGGUUUUGUUAUCCGCUUUUAGGUUUCCAUUAUCCGUUUUGUUUUGGUUUUAGUUUUUUAACUUCUAUUUCUUGGAUGGCGGGAGGCAGCCCAGAAUGGAGAAGCUUCACCUCCCUCUGGGGGGUGCUGGCGUGUCACUGUUAACACUCUCUGUGUCGGUCCGCUCGCGAGCUGGAAGGCAGGGCCGGGGGCUGCUGGGUGCUGGUGCUCUCUUAUCCAUGCCUAUAGUUCUUAAGGCUUGCCUGUCUUCCUGGGGCUGUGCUGUACAACUUUCACUGGGGUAGCUGAUGUUUGGCCCUCACAGUCUGCAUUUGAUUUGAGAAAUGAGAUAGGAAUGCAGCAGCAGCAUUAUUAAAAACUGAAUUUAAGCCUUUUUCCA
Messenger RNA from Sarcophilus harrisii (Tasmanian devil), 2358 nucleotides. RefSeq names its product non-POU domain containing octamer binding (gene NONO). Gene Ontology annotation, molecular function: RNA binding. Gene Ontology annotation, biological process: regulation of DNA-templated transcription. The record is from RefSeq and is a predicted model, not a curated record. NCBI's taxonomy places the organism in Eukaryota, Metazoa, Chordata, Mammalia, Dasyuromorphia, Dasyuridae. The transcript is spliced from 11 exons. Bases 108 to 1538 code for a protein of 476 amino acids. Gene Ontology annotation, cellular component: nucleus.